AUGGGGAUUUUCGGACCUGCACGAAACAUUUUUCCCCUACUGCCACCUUACGGCGCCCAUGAUCCUAGUGGGGGCUCUGGUCGGAUUAUCCCACUUCACCCGGACGGCAUCACACCCUACCUGGGUCUACGAGCCCGCUUGUCACAGUCAUGGAUCAACCGAUGGACCAUCUUGCUGCUCUUGGUCCUGGUAAGAGUCCUAAUGGCCGUAUCGAGCAUACAGAGCGACAUGGCCAAGGCCAAGAGCGAAGCACUGUCGGCAUGUACCUCCGUGGAAACCAUGGGCAGCACGAUGGCCUCCAUGCCGCACUAUCUAGCACAGGGCGUCAAUGAGGUGGCAGUGAAGACGGUCAAUGCAGCAAUCGACGGGCUGGAAAGCGUGCUGACGCUGUCGCUAACGGCCGUGGAAGAGCUGGUCAUCUUCUUCAUCAAGGUCAUGUAUCAGACCUAUCUCUGCCUGUUCACGCUGGUCGUGCGAGGCGCCGUCGAGAUCGGAGUCAGCGUCCUGGAAGACGCCGCCGAUUUCCUCAACUCAACAAUCAAGACCGUCGGCGAGGACAUCGGCAAGACCGUCGACACGUUCGAAGACACGCUGAACAGCUUCCUCGAAAAGGUCAACACCGUGCUCAGCGCACUAGGCACCAGCAUCCCAACUCUGAAUCUCACCGAGUCUAUCAACACCCUCGAAAAUGCCCACCUCCCCUCGUCCAUCGACGCUAGUCUCGAUAAACUCAACAGCUCGAUCCCCAGCUUCGACGAAGUCAGCAACUUCACCGAGAACGUGCUUCGCUUCCCGUUCGAGGAAGUCAAGAAGCUGGUCAACGGCUCCCUCGGGAACUACAGCUUCAACGCGUCGGCGCUCUCCGUGCCGGCGAAGAAGAAACUCACCUUCUGCGACGCGAACGACGGCAUCAACUCCUUCUUCGAGGGCGCCACCGACGCCGCGCUCACGGCGCGGAAGAUCUUCAUCGCCAUCCUCGUCAUCGCCGCCAUCCUGGCCUGCGUGCCCAUGGCGUGGCAGGAGAUCCGGCGCUGGCGGCACAUGAAGGAACGCUCGCAGCUGGUGCGCAAGGAGGCCCACGACCCGAUGGACGUGGUGUACAUCGUGUCGCGGCCGUACACGGCGGCGGCGGGGAUCAAAGCGGCCAGCCGGUUCAGCAACAGCCGCGCGCAGAUCCUGGUGCGGUGGGCGAUCGCGUACGCGACGACGCCGGCGGCGCUGUUCGUGCUGUGCCUGGCGCUGGCGGGGCUCCUCUCGUGCCUGUGCCAGUACGUGCUCCUGUCGGCCGUCAAACGCACCGUGCCCGAGCUCUCCGAGGAAGUGGGCCAGUUCGCCGACAAGGUCGUCGCGGCGCUGGCCAACAGCUCGGCGGAGUGGGCCAACGACACCAACACGGCGAUCCUGCACGUCGACUCGCAGAUCAACACCAACGUCCUGGGGUGGGUGAACACCAGCACCACCGCGCUGAACGACACGCUCAACACCUUCGUCGACAAGACCAUCGACGUGCUGAACGGCACCUUCGGCGACACCAUCCUCUACGACCCCCUUCUCGAGGUGUUCAACUGUCUGAUCGGCCUGAAGGUCGCCAGCGUCCAGAAGGGCCUCACCUGGGCCCACGACCACGCCCACGUCGACUUCCCCCUGUUCCCGGACGACGUCUUCUCCCGCGGCGCCGCCGCUUCCAUCAACGGCACUUCGUCGGAGAACGACAGCUUCCUCGCCGAGGCCGGCGACAAGACCUCCAACAAGAUCACCGAGGUUGUCGACAAGCUCAUCGCCGCCUUCGAGAAGGGCCUGCGCCUCGAGACCAUCAUCGCCGCCUUCAUCCUUUUGGUCUGGGUCGUCAACGCCCUCUUCGGCGUCACCCGCGCCCUGAUCCUCUUCGCCAAGAAGGACAAGACCCGCGGCGAGGGCGGGCCCGCCCCCGUCUCCUCCAGGCCGGAUCCCGGUUCCGGUGAUGCAGGGUUCAUCGAUGUGCCGUUGACCAGUCUGCCGCGCCAGCAUCAGCAGCGCUUCGGUCUCGAUGCCGGUGGUGGUGGUGAUGAUGAUGAUGAUGAUGAUCAUGACGCCGCCGCUGCGCCGCGGUACGAGGUCGCCACGCAGAUGGGGCGCGGGGCCGCCGCGAGUACCACUACCGCUUCGACUAAUGUAACCAGUAGUGCAACGACUGCAGGGCUAGGGGUGUAUCCGGAUGAGAAGGUCGGAUUCGCGGGCCAGCGGAACGCAUUACGGGUGGAUGGGGUGUCGGAUCUGCGGGGCAGCAGUUACGUGGAGUACGGGCUGGAGAAGCAUUGA
Aspergillus japonicus CBS 114.51 is the source of this 2298-nucleotide messenger RNA. RefSeq names its product pheromone-regulated protein PRM1 (gene prm1). The record is from RefSeq and is a predicted model, not a curated record. The transcript has a single exon. Lineage: Eukaryota; Fungi; Ascomycota; Eurotiomycetes; Eurotiales; Aspergillaceae. Bases 1 to 2298 code for a protein of 765 amino acids. Gene Ontology annotation, cellular component: mating projection tip.